AUGAUCGACCCGGCCAACACAUCACAGUUGCGUAUCUUACAACGCCAGUACUUUCAGCUUGUAGAGCCGAAUCAAUUGACAUGGCCUGAUGAUGCGACUUUGAAGGCCCCUGAGGUGCAGUCAUGGCUGUUCAGCAACUUGUUCGACAUGGCCAACAUCACUUCGCCGCCGCCCGAUCGCUAUCAGCUCAGGAUCUUGAAACAGCUUAUUGCAAAACUCGAGAGGUCCAUAACUGACCCUGAGGAGGAUGAGAUAUCAGAUGACCUUAUGGAAGCAAUGACUGGCCUCCUUGUUGCUGAAAUGCCUUCCGAGGCAGCCGCUGCACAGCAAAAGGCGUUUGUGACGUACGCUUUCCCUCACGCCACCAUGGAGCGUACGGUAACGCUACUGGAAGCGAGAUCCGUCAUCUCCUCGUCCGGAACCACGGGUCUCAGGACGUGGGAAGCAGCUUUGUUACUUGGAUCUUACUUGGCUUCUGAGACUGGCCGAUCAUCAGUAUGUGGCAAAAGGCUGUUCGAACUGGGUGCAGGGACUGGCAUGCUAUCCAUCCUGUGCGCAAGAUACCUUGGCAUCGCUGGCAUCGUUGCGACCGAUGGCGAUGAGGCUGUCGUCGAUGCCAUCAAAACUAAUCUCUUUCUCAACGGUCUCGAUGUCGACGAUGAGACAAGUGUGUGUCAAGUCGGUACUGCGGCUCUUAAGUGGGGGUAUCCUGUUGACGUAAAAACCUUCUCUGAAGACUAUGGCAUGGAGGUACCAGAUAUUGUUCUGGGAGCAGAUGUCACAUACGACAAGAGCGUCAUCCCCCGCUUGGUCUCGACCAUGUGGGAAUUGUUUGAGCUGAAUGCGGGACUACAAGUCCUCAUAUCCGCAACCAUUCGCAAUGAGCAGACGUUCGAGACUUUUUUGAACGCGUGUAGACGGAACAGCUUCGGGUUCGAGCAAGUUGAUUUUCCACCGGUGCCUGAACAUCAACAGUGCGGUCCAUUUUACCCUACUUCGACGCCGAUCCACAUUUGGCGCAUCACAAAAGGCCAGGCCAAGGCUGAGCCGUUUGCCGUCUGA
Pyrenophora tritici-repentis Pt-1C-BFP is the source of this 1062-nucleotide messenger RNA. The record is from RefSeq and is a predicted model, not a curated record. NCBI's taxonomy places the organism in Eukaryota, Fungi, Ascomycota, Dothideomycetes, Pleosporales, Pleosporaceae.